Messenger RNA from Gordionus sp. m RMFG-2023, 651 nucleotides. RefSeq lists its product as uncharacterized. The record is from RefSeq and is a predicted model, not a curated record. The transcript has 3 exons. Gene Ontology annotation, cellular component: nucleus. Gene Ontology annotation, molecular function: DNA binding. Bases 1 to 651 code for a protein of 216 amino acids. NCBI's taxonomy places the organism in Eukaryota, Metazoa, Nematomorpha, Gordioida, Chordodea, Parachordodidae.
AUGUCACCUAGGGGUAAAGCUGUUAUGGGUAAAACGAUAAGAGGAUUUGCAUAUCAGCUUGCUAAAGAAUAUGGCAAAUCUUUCCCAGAAAGCUGGACAACUAAUGAUAAAAGUGGUUUCACCACCGUUCAAACUCCUGCAGAAAUUAUAGCACAGAAGGGUGCCAAACAAGUCGGCUCUAUAACGUCAGGAGAAAGAGGAACAUUAGUUACAAUAUGUUUAGCCAUCAAUGCUAUAGGCCAUAGCAUUCCACCAUUUUUUAUUUUUCCAAGAAAACGAUACAAAGAUCACUUUAUUCGUGAUGGGCCUAUUGGAUCUAAGGGUGUGGGAAACGCAUCGGGUUGGAUGCAAGAGGAGGAAUUUUUAUCUUUUUUGGAACACUUUAAAAAAUAUUCUAGUGCAUCCAAUGAGAAAAAUGUCUUAUUAAUCUUAGAUAACCAUAGCUCUCAUUGUUCAAUUUCCGUUAUAAACUAUUGUCGCUCCAAUGGGAUUGUUAUUCUAACACUUCCACCACAUUGCUCGCAUAAACUCCAACCAUUAGACAAAGCAGUUUAUGAACCAUUGAAAAAGUUUUAUAAUGGAGCUAUUGACACAUGGAUGAGAAAUCAUGUGGGCAACAAUUUCAGAUUUAUGAUAUUCCAGGAGUGUUAA